Molecule: messenger RNA, 1244 nt
Organism: Ochotona curzoniae (black-lipped pika)
Lineage: Eukaryota; Metazoa; Chordata; Mammalia; Lagomorpha; Ochotonidae
Gene: RDH11
Product: retinol dehydrogenase 11
Exons: 7
Coding region: 33-983 (316 amino acids)
Source: RefSeq, a predicted model, not a curated record
GUAUCUGUCUGCUGAAGCCGCUGCCCGCGGAGAUGGUGGCUCUUCUGCUCCUGCUCUUCCUGGUCCCCUUUCUCCUGUACGUGGCUGCGCCCCAGAUCAGAAAGAUGCUAUCCAGUGGGGUGUGUACCUCCAGUACCCAGCUUCCUGGGAAGGUCGUGGUGAUCACGGGAGCCAACACGGGCAUUGGCAAGGAGACAGCCAAAGACCUGGCACAGAGAGGAGCCCGUGUGUACUUAGCUUGCCGGGAUGUGCAGAAGGGGGAAUUGGUAGCCAAAGAGAUCCAAAAUACCACGGGGAACCCGCAGGUGUUGGUGCGGAAGCUGGACCUGGCCGAUACCAAGUCGGUUCGAGCCUUUGCCGAGAACUUCCUAGCAGAGGAGAAGAAGCUGCACAUUCUGAUCAACAAUGCAGGAGUGAUGAUGUGUCCCUACUCCAAGACAGCAGAUGGCUUUGAGAUGCACAUGGGCGUCAACCACUUGGGUCACUUCCUGCUCACUCAUCUGCUCUUAGGGACACUAAAGGAGUCAGCCCCAUCCAGGGUCAUCAAUGUGUCCUCCUUGGCACACCACCUGGGAAGGAUCUACUUCCAUAACCUGCAGGGCGAGAAGUUCUACAGUGCGGGUCUGGCCUAUUGUCACAGCAAGCUAGCCAACAUUCUCUUCACACGGGAGCUGGCCCGGAGGCUGAAAGGCUCUGGCGUGACGGCGUAUUCCGUGCACCCCGGCACGGUCAACUCGGAGCUGAUUCGCCACUCGGCGGCCAUGAGAUGCAUGUGGCGGCUUUUCUCCUUCUUCAUCAAGACCCCCCAGCAGGGAGCCCAGACCAGUCUGUACUGCGCCCUAACAGAAGGGCUCGAGAGUCUCAACGGCAAUCAUUUCAGCGACUGCCAAGUGGCCUGGGUCUCAGCCCAGGCUCGGAAUGAGACGAUAGCAAGGCGGCUGUGGGACGUCAGCUGUGAGCUGCUGGGCCUCCCCACUGAGUGACAGGUGAGACAAAUGCAUCCGGGGAAGACUGCAAGUAGACUGCGUGCAGCGCCCCCUGCCGAGCCGAUUCCCCUCCAAGGCGACCAAAGCCUUGAACACAGAGCGAGCAAAGCUUCCGCAGCCUUCCCUGCUCAGUGACCACUUCAAACCCAAACGCACCCGAGCUGAGCCUUGCACCCGGAGGGCCCCUGCGCAGCCUGGGCUGAACACCACAUGUCGCAGUGACUCGGCUGCAGAACACGGCUCUUCCCUCAUUCUCUU